AUGCCACAACUAAGUGCUAAUUGUGAUGUAGUUCAAAUUAGUCAGUUAUUCUCUAGGGCUAUACCAGCUCUCACUAACUGGUUUCGUGACCUUUCUGUCCCAACAGCGUUUGCUGACACAAAACUUGCUUUGGAACUGGUGCCCCGUCGUGGCGCGGAAGCCGUGGACCCAGAGGAGUUGAGCUUGGUGGAUCUGUAUAGAGUUCAUGUGGAGAGCGCCGAGAGAGCAGCAGCAUGGCUCGGAACGAUGCGUCGCGCCGGCGGUUCCGGGAGCAGCUUCAACUCCGGGACUCUCACCAGCACGCAGACCCCCACCACUGCGCAGUCGCACUACCUCAUGUGCAGUAUGCGGGACUUCGGGCACACGGCCGGGGGGGACGAGGCCGAGCUGUUGCUAUGGUUACACGACGCGAGGCGCUCGCAACCGUUGUCCGAGAGAUUCCGCGUUCGGAUAGCGAGAGAUGGCUUCUCCAAUUACAUAGACAGGCUUCAUGCUAAUAGCACGCUCUUUGCGGACUUAUCUGCGACGGAUCUCUCUCGCGAACUAUGGCUGGUGGCGUGGGUGAUUCGUGUCGGAAGGUGGUCUGGUGCUGGCAGCAUAGGCAGCGGUACAGGGGAGAGACGUGGGCCCGUAGCUAGGAGGCCAUUGGGGGCCGGCGUGCUACCGUUGGCCGAAUUCUUGAGGCAACUCGAGCAGCCGUCUAUGGAGAAGGAGUAUACGUUUAAGGUGUACCAAUGCGAAGAGAAAGACUUUCAUCAACUUCACGACUUGCUCAUACGCAAACAAACGAACAAGUGCAAUAUCUUACCGGGCCAGCCUAACUAUGGUAUCGUAGUCGCUCUGAGACUGCUCACGAACCAAGGCAGCAUAUCCGAAGCUGUAGCCUCCGGCGCAACUGUUACAGCAAAACGGGGAUUUCCCGAUGUGAUAAUGCCGGGGGAUGUACGUAAUGACCUCUACUUGACCUUAGAGAAGGCGGAGUUUGAGAGGGGCGGGAAAAGUACAGCGAAGAAUGUCAUGGCUACAGUCAGUGUCCAUGAUAAUACGGGACAGGUGAUAACUGAUUGUGUAUGGGGCGCAAGCGGGAUUGGUUCGACCUCUUACGAGUCGCUAGUCUUGUACCACAAUAACAGUCCGGCGUGGGGAGAGCAGUUGCGUUUGACAGUUCCUCUAGAGACGUUCACUCAUGCCCAUGUUCGGAUCGAAUUUAGACAUUGUUCCACCCGAGAUAAGAACGAAAGAAAACUGUUCGGAUUUUCGUUCGCGCGUUUGAUGGAACCCAGUGGAGCGACACUCCGAGACGGGGCCCACGAGUUGUAUGUUUAUAAAUGUGACGAUCCAACAAAGUUGACACCAGCCAGUUAUCUAUCACUGCCAUCUUGCGGGAACGAUAUGAAUCGUGCGUCUGCUUCAAACGGAUUAGUUGCGUCCUUCCCGAGGAGCACUAAAGAAAACUGUACAAUUAGUACUGUGCUUUGCUCUACAAAAUUAACUCAGAAUGAGGAUCUCUUAGCGCUUCUACAAUGGCGUGCCCACCCGGAAAAAGUACAAGAAACGUUGUUGAGAGUUCUUCGCCUUGGCGACGGACUCAGCUGCGAGGAAUUAAUCAAGUUCCUUAGGGAUGUACUGGAUGCGUUGUUCGCUUUGUUCUCUACUGAGGAUGGCAAUAGCACGCCGCACUCCGGAACAGUGUUUCUGGUCCUUGUAUCAAUAUGCAGUCUUCUAGAUGAGAGUCGCUUUCAACAUUUUAGGCCAGUGCUGGACGUUUAUAUCGAAGAACAUUUUUCAGCUGCGCUUGUAUACAAAGGUCUUCUAUCGUCGGUGCAACAUUGCGCGGAGUGGGCUGCAGGCGCUGAGGGUCAAGAGCCAAUACGCAAAUGCCUCAGAUCUCUCGGUGCCGUGUUCAGAUUGGCUGUGCGAUCUCGUUGCUUGUUCGCUCGGGCGACGGGCGGACAGUAUGAAGACAGCUUUAGAAGGGACGUUAGGGCUGCUCUACACGCCUUGAAAGCGUUAGCCCAGCAUCCGCAUAGAGAGCAUUUGGCUGCUGCGCAGGUGGCCCUAAUGACGUCAUGGGCGAGUGUAGCAAAGGAAGUAUCAUCUGCGCUUGGUCCAGUUGAAGCAGCCAGGAUAUCCGCAUCCAUUCUUGAUGCAUUUGCAGCCAAUGUGCCCGCUCCUUUAGCUCGCGCUAGACUCGCUGCCGCACAAGAAAUAUUGAAGGGACCUUUGGGACAAGAACCGGAAGCGCGAAACAUAGUACUCACGACCGCGUGCCACCAUCUACGCGUACAUCUCGCUAGACGCGAUGAAUUAUCCCAAUGUGCGGAUAUGCUGGGCGAGCUAGUUACGCUCCUCUGGAAGAAGGAAGACCCUGAGGAACAGCUGGAUGAUGAUGAACUGGACCCAGACGUGGAUGUACUCUGCUUGAACACGCUUGAUGUUCUCGUGGAAACAGUUCUUCAUCUUAUUGGUGGAAAUUCGCCUGUUCUUGGCUCAAUGGUGGCUGGUCUACUCGGUGUAAUGGAAUUAUUGAAACCAGCUCACUACCAACGUUUGUGGAGUCACCUUGCACCUCAUCCGCACGACAGGAAACCACUAAAGGACUUCUUGAUGCGCGCUUUUCUCGUAUUCCGUCAUCUAAUUGAACAAGACGUGUUUCCCUCAGAUUGGAUGGUGCUUCGCGUCCAAAGUUGUAAAGUGCUGUUAUCUGCUUUACAGGAUCUCGCAAAGCCCCUACUGGAACGAUUUCUAGGAGACGAACCACCGCAAUUCGAUUCUCAACUCUGGUCCGGAUACAUGGAGCUAGGUGUAGCCCUUGUUACGUCUAGUGCGUUGCAAACAGAACGAUGGACUGGUAAAGGACCAGAUAGAGGUGGUAUGAGAGCUGCGGCUGGGCUGCAAGUAUUAGCUGUUUGGAGUAGGCUUGGAGCAGCUCAGUUGCAACUAAUAGGAGCCGCUGUAGGGGCUCUUUUGGAGAUAACUCUCGUAGGCGAAUUACGUAGAGCAGCGCUAGGAGCACUAGUAGCGCUCAUGGCUGCGGAAAGAGCAGCCACCGGAUCAGCGAGGCGCACUGAAGCCGCUUUGGUUGAUAAACUUGACUCUUUAGUCGCUGAUAAUAAAGCUGACGAUCAUUAUAGACGGCUGUUUGAUACUGUGCUUAUGGAGCGCGUAUCAACGGAAGGUUGGCGUGAAGCCGGCGCGGCUUUUGUUGGCUGUGUAACGAGAUUGUUGGAGAGGCUUCUAGAUUAUCGGGCUGUGAUGCAAGGGGCCGAACAUCGGGAUAAACGGAUGUCUGCUACUGUGAACCUAUUGAACUUCUACAAGAACGAAAUAGACCGCAAGGAAAUGUACCUACGCUAUGUGUAUAAACUACACGAUCUACAUAUCGCAUCUGAUAACUUUGUCGAGGCCGGCUGUACACUGCUGUUGUACGCCGAGACUUUAAACUGGGAUAGUGAUCAAAUCGGAGUUGACUCUGAACACCCCGAAACGCCGGAAUGGAAGAGAAAGGAGGCGCUCUACAAUCAAGUAUUGCAAUACUUUGACAGAGGAAAGUGUUGGGAGAAAGGUCUACCACUACUCCGUGAGUUGGCCACUUUGUAUGAAGUGAAACUCUGUGACUAUGCCCGCUUAGCACAAUGCCUGCGGACACACGCUACAUUCCUAGACUCCGUAUUGAAGGAAUUAAGGCCUGAGCCCGAAUACUUCAGAGUCGGAUUUUAUGGGAAGGGAUGUCCAUUAUUUGUAAGGAACAAACAGUUCGUGUACCGCGGUUAUGAGUACGAACGUAUAGGUGCGUUCACGCAGCGUCUUCAAGCCGAGUACGUGUCCGCUCAUAUCUUGAUGCGAAAUACGCCGCCAGACGAGUCUGUUAUCGCUGCUGAUGGUCAAUAUAUACAAAUAUGUAACGUAAAACCUGUGGCGUCGGUCCAUUCCUGCCCAACCAAUGCGCCUGAGCAGGUGAAACGAUUUUAUGCGUUCAACGACGUCGAUACGUUUCUUUGCGAUAGGCCUUUGCAUAAACCUCCUAUUGAUAAGGAUAAUGAAUUCAAGAGUCUGUGGAUUGAGCGUACAACACUAGUAACGGAAAAUACAUUACCCAAUAUAUUAAGAUGGUCCGAAGUAAUUACGAGAUCGGUUGAAGAAAUUCCGCCCGUGGAAUUUGCAUGUGAAACAAUGGAAUCGACAGAACGCGAGUUGCGCAAUCUAAUUUCGCAAUACACAGCUGACCCGACGCGCAACAUCAAUCCGUUCUCAAUGAGAUUACAAGGCACGAUCGACGCUAACGUACAAGGGGGGAUAACGAAAUAUGAACAGGCGUUUUUGACUGCGGAAUUUAGUAGAAACGCAACGCCGAGAGAAGCCACAGCCGCGGCUAAGUUGAGACGGCUCGUGUCGUCACAGCUUGCGGUGUUAGAAGCAGCGCUGGGUCUGCAUGGAAGGUUGGCACCUGAAGAAGUCAAACCGCUGCAUAGACGUCUUGUCGAAAGAUUCACGCAGUUGCGACAGAACUUGGGACCGGGACUGGCGCGUGCAAGACGACAGCUCUCUGAGAGUAUAGUCAACACACCACUACCUCCGGUCCCAGCGCUGGACAAGCGAUCUCACAGCAUUCAACAAAACGAUGGUUAUUAUGAUGAGUCACAUCUCUAUAAUAAACCAAUUUAUUCCGUAGAUGACGUUUUGGAACAGCAAGCUAGUAUAAUGUCUAGCAGUUUGCCGGCGAGCGAUGGGCGAGAAUGUGAAGAUGCUGUCUCUAUGAUCAAGUCGGCACCGCCCUUACCUUGCCGUCCUAAGAGUGACCCACGAAGCCCUACCAGGCCGGAGAAGAUUUAUCGUGACCCAGUAGACGAAGAAGUUGAGACACGCAGACACAGCCGAGCCUCCUGGAGUGAACACGACGCACCGCCGUUGCCACCAAGAGUGUCUGGUGAGAAGAAAUCGUGGGGCGAAGCACCCGCAGUACCACGGCGUGCGGCGCGAAGUGCAGCGGUGACCGAUGAACGGGACUCCGGGGUCAGCAUAGAUGCGCAUGCGUACACAAAUGCUGACGAUCAUCGUCAUAAUGACCUGGAUCUUGUCGAGUCUCUCCGAUACGACGAGAUAAUAUCAAUGAUGUCGGAGCCCCUACGAGUAGACGAAGGGGAGACUCCGCCCCCGAUACCACCCAAAGGCCUAGGGCACCUCAGCAGCUUUGAUUCUGGGCACCAUGAAAACGGCGAGUCACAUUGCUAA
Leptosia nina is the source of this 5232-nucleotide messenger RNA. The record is from the annotation of a GenBank genome assembly. NCBI's taxonomy places the organism in Eukaryota, Metazoa, Arthropoda, Insecta, Lepidoptera, Pieridae.